AUGCAGGCGCGGGAAGAAGACCGGAAGCCAUCACUGAGUCUGGGCUCGGACAAGGCCAACAGCCCCACCUGGAGCGUCACCAAGGUGAGUCACCUGGACGAGGAGGAGGAGGCCGAAGACACCCACAGCUCCCUCAGCGAAAAGAUAGGCGGUGAGUGCUACAAGCCCCUGGAUGAGAUCGAGUGGCCCAGCUGCUUCCCGGCGCCGCCUAGCAGCCCCAGCUCCUCGUCCUCGCCCUCGCACGACUUCCUGCACGAGGUCUCGCCGUCACCGCCGCCUAACUUCAAGCACGAGGCCUCGCCCUCUCCGCCGCCAGACUUCCGGCACGAGGCGUCAACGCUGCCGCUCUCCGAGUACCGUCGAAGAGACAAGAUGGCAACGCUCGGCAAGCCGGGGCAGGGCGACGCGCCGCCGCCCCCUUCGCCGGUCAGCAUCCAGUACCACCCGUCUCCAUCGCCUCCGCUGGACUUCCGCUGCGACAAGUCUCUCUCCAUCCCACCCAACACACCCGCCUGCACGCCCGACACCCGCAGGUCCCCGGUUUCACCUCAGCAGCCCCCCUCCACCACACUCCUGCCGACGGCUACCAGACAGAGCUCACCGUCGCCGCCGCCGGAUUGCCGCUGGGUGUGCAUCAAUGACCUACAGCAGCAACACUCCUCCGCGUCCUCCCCGGCAGGUUCCGUUGUCUCUCCAACGCCCGCCAGCAGACGCUACUCCGGGUCGUCAGUGGGCCAGGAGGCAGCCAUCACCCUCUCCCCUGCCAGGCUGCAGUACGAAAGCCGCUACUCCACUCUCGGCGGCCUCCACGCCUCCCCCGCCGCUCCCGCCACUCUGCUGCCGCUUACCACCCUCUCUACCAACGGCAGCCCGCAGCCGGACGCUCCAAGCAAUGGCUCGCAGCAACAGCCCGACACGGUCCUCACUUUCCUGGGCGACACGUCAUCCCCGUCGCCUCCUCUGCCACACUUCCCGGACGUAGAUUCCUCGGAGUCCCCGACACACUACGACUUGCAGGACUCUGACCUCUCGGAGCCUUCCCAACGCUCCCUCACGCUGCUGGGCAAGGCCACUGAUCCUCAGGAGCUGCGUGCCUCUUCCUCAGCCUCUUCCCAUCAGUCCCGCCAAAACGAGUCUCAGUCCCCCGCGGAGGCCUCCCCGGCAGCCGCGUCCUCCGCCACACCGCAGGCUGCCGCCACUGACCCUCAGGCCCCAACGCCACCACCCAUUCCUGAGUUCUUUGACGAGGAGGACAAGCCCCCAACGCCGCCACCCAUACCCAAGUUCUUCGACGCAGAGAGUCCACCCGCAACCCCUCCACCGCUCAAACCCAAACCAAAUCUGCCGCCAAGGCCGGCAGAGCACCGGCCGGACAUCGUGCCGCCGCAGCCCGUCUCCAGGAGCGAGAUAUACGGCCGCCACUGCAAGCUGCCGCCUCUCGACGUGAUUCAGGAGAGUCCGCCACCAGAGUCCCCUGGAGAAGUACGCAAGAGCAGCCCCCCGCCAGACCCGCCCUUCGACAUCGUGCACCGAGACCCUUCGCCGGAGCCUGAACAGCCCAAAGAGCCUCAGGAAGCACAGGAGCCUGAAAAGGCUUCACCUCCCCCUGAGGAGAGGGCCGAGGCUGCCGCUGCCUCUCCGCCGCCGCCGCCACCGAUCGACAUCCAACACAAGAGUCCGGAGAAGAAAAAAUCCCCCUCCCCGCCCCCCGCUAAGAGCAAGAAGGAGAGUCCACCAGCGUCCGAGUACGAGUAUUUCAACCUUCCCGACAACUGGCCGGCCUACCCGCCCUUCCUCUUCGGUGACUCAGACUUCCCGCCACCGUGA
Messenger RNA from Eriocheir sinensis (Chinese mitten crab), 1827 nucleotides. RefSeq lists its product as uncharacterized. Lineage: Eukaryota; Metazoa; Arthropoda; Malacostraca; Decapoda; Varunidae. The transcript has a single exon. The record is from RefSeq and is a predicted model, not a curated record. Bases 1 to 1827 code for a protein of 608 amino acids.